CAGAUGAGGCCGCAGGGAACUCUCUCACUCUCUGGGUCUUUCCCCCCAGACGUGUCUCAUGGUUUAUCCCGCAGGCCCGACUCUCGCCACCCCCUGCUGGUCGGACUGUACCACUACACCCUCAGUUCCAAACUCUCAUUCCUGUCACAGACUCAGUGUUGAGCGCGUCCCUCUCUCUCCAUGGCUGUCCCGCUGCUGCUCGCGCUGUGUCUCUUCCUCCCGCCCGUGUCCGCCUCGCUCUCCCUCAAUCCCGCGGAUCUGCUGCUGUGGGACGGGGUGAGUCUGUUCUCCCGGGGCGACUGGUAUGAGGCCAGGGACAGACUGCUGGGGGCGCUGCGGAGCCUGCGGGAGGUGCGGGGAGCCAAGCUGAGAUGCGCGGCACAAUGUGGGCUCCGCGGGGCCAGACUGGAGGAGGCGGUGUUGGAACGUGCGGAAUGUCUGGGGGCCUGUGAGAGGCUGGAGCUGGGGGAACCUUCCCGAUACCGACUGACCCAAGAGACGGAGAGGAGCUUCCACAAGGCCACGCCCUAUAACUACCUGCAGAUCAUCCACUAUAAGCUGGAGGAGUUGAACGAGGCCGCUGCUGCCGCUUUCACAUUCUACUUGAGGAACCCGCACCACGAGCAAAUCAAGGAUGACGUGCAGCGCUAUAGGACUAUGAAGGGUGUGAGCAAACAGAGCUUCCGGGACCUGGAAGAACCCCAUCACAUGGUGCUGUACUCUAGAGCAGUCUCUUUGCUGUCUGAAGGAAAGCUUAGCAAUGGCGUGUGGCGCCUGGAGGAGUCUCUGGCUCUCUACCUCUCGGCACUGGAGGAGUGCCGUUCCCUGUGUGAGGGGACAAGAGAGCAGGAAAAUGAGGAGCACAGGGAUAUAUCUGAGGUAAUCGCAGAAUAUUACAUCCAGGUGUUGCAAUGCAAGCAGCGAUGUGUUCUAGAAGGUUCCUUGGGGCAGAAACGAUCAAGGGAGAACAUCAUUAUUUCCCACCUGGCUCUGCUGGAGGAGGGCUACACUAAACUUGAGAAGUGGGAAGCUGCAGCUCAGAUCACCCAAUCCCUACUGCUCUUCUAUCCGCACAAUGAGACCAUACUAGGGAGACUAUCGGAGUAUGAGAGGACACUGCAGGGUCGGAGCAGUACAAAGCCACGGGAGAGUAUUGCUGCAUAUGUAAGCCAGUCGCUGUUGGAGAAGAAGCUACUUUAUUAUGCAAUGGAAAAUCUGGGAAUUUCGUUUCAGGAUCCUGAUUUGUGGACUCCAGAAGAAAUCAUCCCUGAGAGUCUCAGAGAGACAGUGAGGUUGGAGAGAGAGGCAGAGGAGCAGAGAGGGGCGGACUUGCCGUAUGAAGAAGUUACUGUGACAAUGACCCCAAAGCAAAUGAAUGGGACAAUGAGAGUAACUAUGGAUGGAGUGAUCAGCAAGGAGGAAUGUGAGGCUCUACUGGGUCUGGCACAGGAGGCUGCAGGAUCUGGAGAGGGAUUCAAAGACAGACGGUCACCUCACACUCCUCAUGAGAGAAUUCAGAGUCUCGGUGUCCGACAAGCUUUACAGAUGGCCUCUUCUGGAUCUGUCAAUUCCUCCCAAGCUCAACUCUUCUAUCAAACCAGCGAGCGGGCCCGGGUGCUGGCAGAGGUUUAUUUUGGAACAGAGAGCCUGCACUUCUCCUACACUCAUCUUGUAUGUCGCACAGCCAUCGAAGGAAAGCAGGAGGGACGCACAGAUGUCAGUCAACCUGUCCAUACAGAUAACUGUGUGCUGGACACUGAGGAGAAGAAGUGCUGGAGGGAGCCCCCGGCCUACAUACACCGAGACUUCAGUGGCCUACUGUAUCUGAAUGAGGAUUUCCAGGGGGGCAAUCUCUUCUUUACAGAAAUGGAUGGCACCACCAUCACGGCGGAGCUACACCCCAGCUGCGGCCGACUGGUCCUGUUCAGUUCUGGUGGGGAAAACGCCCAUGGGGUGCGUGCGGUUACAGGGGGCAAACAAUGUGCCAUAGAGCUGUGGUUUACCAAAUCAGCAGAACAUGCAGAGCAGACAAGCUCCCAAUCAAAAGCUCUUGUGAGAGACCGGGAUGAACCCCAAGAAAGCACAGAGGGUGAGACAACAAGAAACAGAAGAGUGAGCGGCAGGAGUGGGCGAGAGACAGUUGCUGCUGGUGAUGCGACCUCUUCAGACCCAGAGAGACCCUCAGGCCGAACACAUCAAAAGAGAGCAGCCAGGAAGUUUACAGAUGAACUCUAGAGACCGCUCAGUGAAUGGGAUGUGAAUGAGACUGCCCCACUGUGUGUGACCAUAAUGCUUUAUAAAUACGGGAGGCUCAGUGUGUAUUAAUCAAUUCCCUGGGGUGGGACGUGGGAGAAGAAACCAAGUCUCUGCAGGGGUGGGGGACAUUGCUGUGCAGAGCUCUGGCAGGGAAAGGGUUAAAUGAGCAAUGUUAUUAAGUAGUGAAUGCUCUUAUCUGUGCUUGUAUAGAAUUUGGGUUGAUAGGUUCAGCCACUGGCCUUAGAGGUGAUGCAAAACUACAACUCUCACCAGCACAAAGUCAUGGGUUGUAGACAAGUGUAACUAGGUCACUGCUUUGCAGCUAUUCAUUAGGAAAAUAUCCUGCAGAUGUGUGGGUGGGGGUUAAAUCAUUUCCCCAAAGAUAACUGCUGCUAUUCAAGGAAUGGGUUAAUGGAGAAAUCCACUUGAAAUGAGAGCGGGGGGGGGGGGAUCAGGGAUGAUAGUAAGUGGCAGGGUUAAUGGGGUGGGUCAGGGCAGGUCGUUUUGGGAUGUAGGGAUAAAGCUGUGUCUGUGCUCAGGCCCCGGGGCCGUCACACCUCUGCUGUGCCAGAAUCUCAGGAACUUCUACAUAAUGACCCCCCUGUGUGUGUUCAUCCAACCUGCAGGGCCGACAGAGAGAUGUGCCCGGACCUGUUAUCCACACACAGGAACCCCCUUUCUCUAGCAGAUCUCGGUAUCUUCACAAAGGGGGCGCCUCUUGGCCUCCUGUUGUAAGACUACGGUACAAAACAGCGAGAUCUUUCUCUGACGGAUCACAAAGUUUGACCCAAAUAAUACACAUAACACACAAAUGUCUCUGUCUUAAAUAUAUUGAUAAUGGGUUGAGUGCAGAGGACUCUUGUAUUUGUCAAUACACGUGCCCCCCGGUUUCCAAUAUUUUAUGUUCUGCAAAGGCUCCAAAAAACCUUUAUAAAUAUGAAUUACAAA
Xenopus laevis (African clawed frog) is the source of this 3204-nucleotide messenger RNA. RefSeq names its product prolyl 3-hydroxylase 3 S homeolog (gene p3h3.S). Gene Ontology annotation, cellular component: endoplasmic reticulum. The record is from RefSeq and is a predicted model, not a curated record. Bases 181 to 2235 code for a protein of 684 amino acids. Gene Ontology annotation, biological process: collagen metabolic process. The transcript has 15 exons. Gene Ontology annotation, molecular function: iron ion binding; procollagen-proline 3-dioxygenase activity; 2-oxoglutarate-dependent dioxygenase activity. Lineage: Eukaryota; Metazoa; Chordata; Amphibia; Anura; Pipidae.